AUGGGUAAGAAGGGGGCCGAGGCCCCGUCGACCUCGACGGGUAUCGUGCAGGUGUCUGCUACUAUGAACAUGGCUAUCCCACCUUUUUGGGCCAUGGACCCAAUGGCGUCAGUGCUUGAGCAGCUAGACACGCUUGUGAUGCGCUUUGUUCCACAGCUAGAAGGCGUCCUCUUGGCCCACGCCGAUGCCAAGUUGUUGUCUAAGCUAGGCAGUAUUGACGGAGACUCGGCAUUUGCGGAAGUUCCUGUCCGAUUCACGUGUUUUGUAUGGCGACCCGAAGUUGGAAUGUCCGUCAAGGGCACCAUUACUCUGUCGUCACCCAGUCACGUAUCACUAUUGCUUUACGACACCUUUAAUGCAGCUGUGUCUGCGCCGCACAUUCCAGCGGAUGCAUGGGAAUUUGUGCAUUAUAGCGAUGUGGGCGAGUCUCAGCGUCAGGAUGCAAAAGACCGCAGCGUCGGUUUCUGGCAGAACAAAGAGACGGGACAACGCCUUGGUGGACAAGACAAUACCCUUACUUUUUGUGUGAUCAGCAUGACUGUGGCGAAUCAAAUGCUCUCACUCCACGGAAGUUUGCUCAGUGACCCAUUCAGUGUUCCACCACCGCAGCCAGGUACCAUGUCGUUUGACCAAGCCAUCGGAUCUACAGAGCCCAUGGAGGAAGAGAAGACGGAGGAAACGGCACCGAAACCUCGCCGGGUGCGUUGGGAAGACUCGGAUGAAGAGGCUGAGGAGGUGGUGCAACAAGCAGCAGUGGCAGAUGAUGCUGUAGAUGACCACCAAGCCGAGGCACAAGACGAGGAGGAUGCACCGCUUGUGGAGGCGCCUACCCAGUCUAGUGAGGCGCCGAAGGAAGCUGACUCGGACAAGAAGGAGAAGAAAGAGAAGAAAAAGGACAAGAAGAGCAGCAAGAAGCGCGACAGAGAUGCUGAAGGUGGAUCUAAGAAGAAGAAAAAGAGGCACUCGGAGUGA
Molecule: messenger RNA, 972 nt
Organism: Malassezia restricta
Lineage: Eukaryota; Fungi; Basidiomycota; Malasseziomycetes; Malasseziales; Malasseziaceae
Product: DNA-directed RNA polymerase I subunit RPA43
Exons: 1
Coding region: 1-972 (323 amino acids)
Biological process (GO): DNA-templated transcription initiation
Cellular component (GO): RNA polymerase I complex
Source: RefSeq, a predicted model, not a curated record